Pantherophis guttatus is the source of this 3380-nucleotide messenger RNA. It is a transcript of the gene FOXF2, whose product is annotated as forkhead box F2. Gene Ontology annotation, cellular component: nucleus. Gene Ontology annotation, biological process: animal organ morphogenesis; regulation of transcription by RNA polymerase II. The record is from RefSeq and is a predicted model, not a curated record. NCBI's taxonomy places the organism in Eukaryota, Metazoa, Chordata, Lepidosauria, Squamata, Colubridae. Gene Ontology annotation, molecular function: RNA polymerase II cis-regulatory region sequence-specific DNA binding; DNA-binding transcription factor activity, RNA polymerase II-specific.
UGUGCUUGUGUGAAAGAGCGAGCGAGACCGGGAGCGGGUGAAAAGCUUGCGCAAGGGAGGAGGCAGAGAUGUUCAGGGCGCCGCUGCCAGACCGCUGAGGAGGUGGCCCAGGAGGAGCAGCCUCCAUGAGCUCCGAGAUCGGGGGCCCGGUGCCUCGCAGCCCGGCCUUGAUGAACCAGCCGCCGCCUCCGCUGCCUCCCUCCGCCCUGGAGACGUCCAGCACCGGCAGCAGCACCUCUACAACCCCCGGCGGAGGCGGCGGCGGCGGCGGCGCCGCUUCCUCCUCCGCGCCCUCCAAACCCAAGAAGGCCAGCUCGGGGCUGCGACGGCCGGAGAAGCCGCCUUACUCGUACAUCGCGCUGAUCGUGAUGGCCAUCCAGAGCUCGCCUUCCAAGCGGCUGACGCUGAGCGAGAUCUACCAGUUCCUGCAGGCCCGCUUCCCUUUCUUCCGCGGCGCCUACCAAGGCUGGAAGAACUCGGUGCGGCACAACCUCUCGCUCAACGAGUGUUUCAUCAAGCUCCCCAAAGGGCUGGGCCGGCCGGGCAAGGGCCACUACUGGACCAUCGACCCGGCCAGCGAGUUCAUGUUCGAGGAAGGCUCCUUCCGACGGCGCCCGCGGGGCUUCCGAAGGAAAUGCCAGGCGCUCAAGCCCACCAUGUACCACCGCAUGGUCAACGGGCUGAGCUUCCUCCCGCAGGGCUUCGACUUCCAGGCGCCCCCGGCCGCGCCUCUGGGCUGCCACCCCAGCAGCUACAACCCCCUGGACGUGAUGCAGGCUGGCGCUGCCUACGAGGCCCAUCAUGUCCCGCACAUGUCGCCUAACCCGGGCUCCACGUACAUGGCCAGUUGCCCGGUCCCGUCCAACGGUCCAGAUUACGGGCCGGAUAGCAGCAGCAGCCCGGUGCCUUCCUCGCCUGCCAUGGCCAGCGCCAUCGAGUGCCACUCGCCCUACGGCAGCCCUGCCGGACACUGGACUGCCUCGGCGGCCUCGCCCUAUCUCAAGCAGCAGGCCCUGCAGCCGCCGCCGCCGCCGCCUACCGCCGCCGCCCCUGCGGGCCUCCACUCGGGAAUGGCCUCCUAUUCGCUGGAGCAGAGCUACCUGCACCAAAACGGCAGGGAAGACCUCUCAGUGGGCCUGCCUCGGUACCAGCACCACCCCAGCCCGGUGUGCGACCGGAAGGAUUUCGUCCUCAAUUUCAACGGCAUCUCGUCCUUCCACCCAUCGGCCAGCAGCUCUUAUUACCACCACCAUCACCACCACCACCAAACCGUCUGCCAGGACAUCAAGCCCUGUGUGAUGUAAACGCGGACUCCUAAGCCGAGCGGAAGGAGCCGGCAGGCGGCCGGGCGCAAGUGAAGGACGGUGGGAGGCUGCAGAGGCGCUCCAAAAUCCAGCAGGGCCAGGGAAGGGCUCGGAAGAACUCCCACGGCCCACGGCUCCCUACACGAGGAAGCCAGAGCAGAGACAAGCACGUUUUUCUUGGUGACCUCGCGCAGCGCGAUCCUCCGCGCUCGAAAUCAAAAGCUUCGUUCCAGCCGGGCCGUUUGCCCUGAUCCUUUCCUGGUCCUUUGAAGUGAAGCCCCGCUCUCAUCCGCCGGACUGAUGCCUUGCAAGAAGAGGAAAGACAUGGGAGGGGGCAUCCCCUCCUCAGCGAACCCCUCUGUGCCCUCUCCCAGGAGGGACCAACCCUGUACAGGAUCGCUGCAUUACCAGGGACACGUUCACAAUUGCAAUGCACCGGAGGGAGGGAGGGAGGGCUACCGUUCCCUUCUGGCUUCCUCCUCGCAGUCAGCCUGAGGGGGAUGAUGGGCGCCGAAUUCCGAGUACGCGGUUAUAGUUAAGACACCCAGCCCGAAGGAACUCCGAGAUGCUCUCUCCCAAGGAAGGGAAUGCCCGCUUAGGAUCGGGCUGCGGACUCCCUGAGCCUCCUUUGGGCCGCGCAGCCUUCCUCCUCCCGAGGUCCUCCGGAGAAGUUAGGUCACGAUUCCCAUCCUCUUUUAUUUUAUAAGAUGAUGGGAGUUGUAGUUCAGCCCUCCAGAGAGGGUUCCGUGCGUGAAGGAGGCUGGCUUGUGCGGUGGUGAUUUCUGCAGGUCCAUAAUAACCAAGGCUGCCCUGUUCUUUCUUUUGCUAGCCCGCGUUUUCAAAAAAAAAACGGAGCACACCGUGUCUCCUGUUUCGUUUAAUUUUAUAUCUACGAGUUUUAUUUAAAAGCAACAUUAAAAAAGGUUGGAUUCGGACUUGACCCAAGCCUUCUGAAAUCGAUAGAUGGAAGCCCCCCUUUUAUAAUUUCGUGGAUUGAGUCUAAAGAUGAGUAAAUCUGGGGAUCAACUUGUUAACAUUUUUUUGGGACAAGCAAGCAGGCACGUUGGUGUGGAGGUCGCCCUCUUUUCACUACACAACAACCCCCCCUUUUUUAAAAAAAUAAAAUAAAAAUAAAAAUGAUGUUUAAAGCAAAAGGGAUUGAGCUGGACUUCGUCUGUAAUCUAAAGGAAGUCCUUCGCGUUCCCGUUUCAUUAGCAUCGCGUGGACCCGAGGCCGUUUAUCUGAUAAUCGUCCGCGUUUAGAGAAAGGCAAAUAGGAAUGGAAACGACUUCUAGCGGCGGCAUCGGCCACCGGGGACUUCGAGCGCAGCCAAGCCAUCGCCGAGGCGAUUGUAAACAGUCCUUCAUUACAGCACAAUUCAUUCGGCCCAACGAUGGCUGGCAGGCGUCUCUGGUGUUUCAGGGUCUUCAUUGAAAAGUUCCUUUCCUCUGUAUGAAGAUUUCAGGAAGAGAGGCCGGGCAUUCUUGUCUUACAGGAUGUACACAGUUGGGAGGGGGGGGGAAACGAAAACGAAAGUAUUUUUAGUGCAGAAAAACUUUGGCCGUUGCUUUGGUCAAGGCUUCUUUCUUUCUUUCUUGAUUUGCAUGAAAUGCCUUAUUUUUCCAGUGUGCCGCUUAAGGGAGUCCGUUGGCAUCGACCAGCACGAUGAAGCACCACUGAUUUCUGGCCGGGUAUGGGGGGGUGGGACGCGAGUAUUUCCACCGGCAUCUCCCAAUUUCCAAAUCCGGUUAACUGGUCUGUUUUUAGAUAACUGACACGUUACCACUUCGGGGUUAGUUUAUUUCUAAUUUUUUUCCCCUUCCCCUUCAGCGUUUAUAUCACAGUUUGCUGACGUUUUGUUUUUGUUUGUUGGGGUUGUUUUUUUUUUUUUUGUUUGUUUUGAGAAAAAAGGAAUUGAAAUAAAUUUCGUGUAUACUCGCACACUAUCGCUUUUCAACCAGAGAGUAUAAUUUGCACUUAUGUAUAACGUUUGUUGGUUUGUCAGAAGUUUGUGAUGUACAAAGUUCUCGGGGUGGGCAUUUUCUCCCCCCCUCCAAUAAAAUGUAUGUGACACAA